AAAAUGAUCUAAUCUUUCUUUCCCAAAAGAAGGUAAAGUAAAAUAAAGCUUUGAGGAUGGAAGUGGUACUCUAAUAGCAACAACCGGAAGCAAAGAAUCUCAGUCCAGUUUUCUCUUCUUCAAUGAGCUUCACAUAAGCUUGGAAUCUCAUGCCCUGUCUUGGAAGUGGAAUAAUAGCAACAACUGGCUGCUUCGUGUUAUACACUUCGUGCCCAAAUCGAGCCGCCGCAAUCGCACCCCGCCUCCCUCCGGCCACCCCGCCGCCAUCUCCCACCUUCGGCCGCCCCGCCUCCAUCUCCCACCUCCGGCCGCCCCGCAGAACGCCGCCGCCCCCACCUCCCGCCGUCCCGCACGUCCGCGUCGCCCGGCGUCGUUCCCGGCCGCCUUCCCCAACCUCCCGCCGUCCCGCACGUCCCCGUCGCCCGGCGUCGUUCUCCACGCGCCGCCCGGCCUCCCUCCAUGCCCCGCAACCGGGAAUCCAGCAAAGUCAACUUGCACACGCGUUCUUCCAGCUAAGCGAGCUCAUCCUUCUAAUCCAUCAUCCUUAGUUUCUGUAUCUUCUUGCGCCUAGCAUUUGCACUACUGCCUCCCACCAUCACAGCCGAUACACACCAAGCAACCACACCGAGCUCGCCAAUGGAGGCGACUGCGCUGAGCGUCGGCAAGUCCGUGCUGAAUGGAGCGCUUAGCUACGCCAAUUCCGCUCUGGCUGAGGAGGUGGCUUUGCAGCUCGGUGUCCGCCGUGACCACUUGUUCAUCACCAACGAGCUUGAGAUGAUGCAGGCUUUCUUAGAGUCUGCUCAUGACGAGGGAGACGACAUCAACAGGGUGGUGAAGGUAUGGGUGAAGCAAGUUCGAGAUGUGGCGUACGAUGUGGAGGACACCCUCCAGGAAUUUUCCGUUCGUUUGGAGAAGAAGUCCUGGUGGCGUAUCCGUCGCACGCUGCUUGAUCGGCGCCGUGUGGCCAAGCAGAUGAAGGAGCUUAGAGCCAAUGUUGAGGAUGUCAGCCAGAGGAACAUGCGCUACAACCUCAUCAAGGGUUCUGACUCAAAGCCUGCAACCACCGGUGGGCAAUCUGCCAUCGCCGGUGCCACCAUGAUGUCUGGCAACGAUGAAGCAAGGCGGCAGCUGGAAAAAGCAAAAGAUGAUCUCUUUCACCUGAUUAGGAAGAGGGACGACGAUCUUAGAGUGAUCGCGGUUUGGGGAACAAGUAGUAACCUAAGGCGGACAUCCAUCAUAGAAAGAGUCUUUGCAGAUCUGAAGAAACACAGUGUUUUUGAUUGCCAUGCCUGGAUUACGUUGACACAUCCUUUCAAUUCAACGGAGUUCCUAAGAAGCAUUAUCAGGCAGUUCUAUGUUAAUUUUCUUCAAGAGUCCGACAAAAAGGAAAAGAUAUUUGGGGGUCCUCAAGAUCUGAGAAGGAUGGGGAUGAAGAAGGGAAAUGAUUUGGUUGACGAGUUCAAGAGAUAUGUGAACGAGAAGAGUUUCCUGAUUGUGCUUGAUGACGUAUCCACCAUUGAAGAGUGGGAUUGCAUUAAAACAUGUUUUCCGAAUAACAAGAAAGGAAGCCGAAUAAUAGUUUCCACAGAGCUGGUUGAAGUUGCAAGCUUAUGCGUUGGACCAGAAAACAUCACACCAGAGCACAAGCAGUUGUCUGUUGAUUUAACUUUGUACGCUUUCUACGAGAAGGGUUCUCUAGAUGGCACAGAAUCAACAGAGGCUGGGUCUAGCUCAAAUGUGGGAACUCAUGUGAGUGACAGCUCUGACAAUAGGAAGAUGCUCAAUCGUAGAGAGACAAUGCUAGCAGCUUUAAAGGAAUCUCGGCUCAUUGGGCGAGAGACAGAAAAGGCAGAAAUUGUUAAACUAAUUACAACUGAAGAUAGCCAACUUGAUGUGAUCUCCGUGUGGGGAAUGGGUGGUCUUGGAAAAACCACACUAGUGAGAGAUGUCUACCAAGAUGAAAUACUCAGUGGGAAGUUUGAGAAGCGUGCUUGUGCCACAAUUAUGCGCCCUUUCAAUGUUAACGAGCUCCUCCAGAACUUAGCUUUGCAGUUUGGCUAUAAGGAUGUCCCAGAAAUGAACAAAGAAUUACCAGGAAAGAAAUAUUUGAUUGUUCUUGAUGAUAUAUCAUCCAAUGCAGAAUGGGAUGCUAUAAUACAACACUUUCAUGCAACAGAGACAUCAUGCCGGAUAAUAGUCACCACAAGGGUAAAAGAUAUUGCCACACAUUGUUCGAAGAAGCAUGAAAAAAUUUACAGACUCCAAAGUCUGGAAGACACCAACGCACUUGACCUAUUCGCCAAAAAGAUAUUUGGCAAGGCUACCAAUAUGGAUGAGGAGUAUCCUGAGUUGGUUGAACAUGCAAAUCUGAUCCUAAAGAAAUGCAAUGGACUCCCACUUGCAAUAGUCACCAUUGGGGGCUUUUUGGCAAACCAACCAAAAACCGUUAUGGAAUGGAGGAAAUUGAAUGAGCAUAUCCGGGCCGAGUUGGUGAUGAAUCCAGAGAUUGGUACAAUAAGAACCAUUCUUAUGAGAAGCUACGAUGGUUUACCCUAUUACCUCAAGUCUUGUUUCCUGUAUAUGCCCAUCUUUCCCGAGGACUACUUGGUUGGACGGAAACGCUUGGUGCGUCGCUGGUCUGCAGAGGGCUAUUCAAGGGAGGUUCAAGGCAAAUCCAUGGAGGAAAUAGCAGAUGGUUACUUCAUGGAACUUAUAAGCAGGAGCAUGAUUUUACCAUCUGAAAGCUCAAUCCACAGUACAAAAGGGAUCAAUUCCUGCCAAGUGCAUGAUCUCAUGCGUGAUAUCGGUAUCUCAAAAUCAAUGGAAGAAAAUCUUGUUUUUGCACUGGAGGAAGGCUGCAGCUCAAACAUCCAAGGCACCAUGCGCCACCUUGCUAUAAAUGGCAAUUGGAAAGGAGAUCAGAGUGAAUUCGAGGGCAUAGUGGACAUGGCCCGUGUAAGAUCAGUAACAGUUUUUGGCGAGUGGAAGUCAUUUUUCAUUUCUGACAAGAUGAGUCUACUGCGGGUGCUAGACCUAGAAGACACAACUGGUCUACGUGAUCAUCACCUAAAGCAUAUUGGGAAGUUUCUUCACCUAAGAUAUCUUUCUCUAAGAGGAUGUCAUGCUAUUUAUCACCUGCCAGAUUCAUUGGGUAACUUGAGAGAACUCGUGACGCUAGAUGUCCGAGGUACGAGAAUAAUCGAGCUGCCGAGGAGUAUUGUCAAUCUCCAGAAGCUAAGCUAUCUUCGUUCUGGUAGGAAACCAACUAAAAAGUAUGGCUCAUAUGAAGGCACUUUUGAAGACUCUCCAAAGUUUCGUGACAACCAACCAUGCAUUAUGUUUGUUCCGACGGGAGUUCCUUGUUGUUGGAGGAGUCUUGCAGCUGAGAUGCUUUAUGAUGACAAUGACCUUGAUGACAAUGACCUUAAUUUCCAUGAUGCAUGCACUGCUUUUUGCUGCCAUUUGGUCCCUUUUAUUGCGAUGCGCCUGGAUUUGCAUGGUGUUCUUGUGCAAAGUGGGAUGAGGAAGCUGAAAGCCCUACACACAUUGGGUGUUGUGAACAUCGCAAUGCGGGGUAAGGAUGUUCUAAAGGACAUAAAAGGGCUCAUUCAUUUGCGCAAGUUAGGAGUGACUGGCGUCAAAAAGGAAAACGGACAAGAGUUGUGUUUGGCAAUUGUUGGUCUGAGCCGGCUGGAGUCAUUGUCAAUACGGUCAGAGGGGGAGCCUGGUUUAUCUAGCUGCUUGGAUGGAGAGUUCUCAUUUCCGAAAAACCUGCAGAGCCUCAAGCUGUAUGGUAAGCUGGUCAAACUACCGGAAUGGAUCAAGGGGCUAAGGAAUCUGGUAAAGCUGAAGCUGCGGAGCUGUAGAAUAUCAGAGCAUGAUGAAGCCAUAGAGGUCCUUGGGGAUCUACCAAACCUGGCAUGCCUGCAUCUGUUGAAGAAGUCGUUCGAGCAGAGUAAUGCUUGUCUCACAUUCCGUCCACACAUGUUCCGGAACCUGGUGGUGCUGGAACUUGAUUCGCUCUUGAUCGACCAGGAGGCUGGAAAUAAGUUUCUUUUUUUGAAGUUUGAACGAGGAGCAACCCCUAAGCUAGAGCUGCUCAAGUUCCGUCGGGCACACAUCAAUAGUCUGACACUCUCGGGGCUACCAUCUCUGGCAAGCCUGAAGGAGGUUCUGCUCCAAGGUGGCUACACUAACAACGAAUUGGUGUACCUGAGGGCCAAGCUUGAAGAAAAUCCAAAUCGACCAGUCAUAAAGAGGGUGUGAUCGAGAUCAUGGAGGUUCACUGCGCCCAACAAUCCAAGCUGGUGGAUCACUUGUCAUGAAGCCGCAUGGUACACCUGAUUGUGUAUAGUAGUUCGAUCGGUGUCCUGAUAAUUAGCAGGACACACCAUGUCCUUGACCAAUGUAACAUACUUAAUUCUUUCUUGGUUCAUCCGGGUGGGGAUCUCAACUCAGUUGGUGUCUCGUUUUGUGUACGUGCUCCAUCUGAAUCGCUAAUUAGUAUUGCUGUCAUGAUGAAAAGUUGAAAACACAUCGAGUAUGUCUCGGUGCACUUGUUGUCUGUUC
Molecule: messenger RNA, 4569 nt
Organism: Lolium perenne
Lineage: Eukaryota; Viridiplantae; Streptophyta; Magnoliopsida; Poales; Poaceae
Product: disease resistance protein PIK6-NP
Biological process (GO): defense response to other organism
Molecular function (GO): ADP binding
Source: RefSeq, a predicted model, not a curated record